Molecule: messenger RNA, 2874 nt
Organism: Lactuca saligna
Lineage: Eukaryota; Viridiplantae; Streptophyta; Magnoliopsida; Asterales; Asteraceae
Source: the annotation of a GenBank genome assembly
AUGUUGCAAAUCAUCGCCCUUCUUUAUGUUAUGGUCACAGUCACAUGCGCUGGAUCAUCGGUAAGCCAGGAUGAAGAAUGCUCAGCCUUGUUUCAGUUUAAGCAAAGCCUAAUUCAUCAAGAUGAUGCGGCUUGUGCUGCCAGUUGGUUUCAGACAUUUGACUCUUGGAAACCCACAAGCAAUCCAUCAGAUGCUGGUUUUGAUUGUUGUUUGUGGUAUGGGGUGGAGUGUAGCAACGACCAUGAGUACCCUCUUGUGGUUGCCCUUGACUUGAGCGAAAGGUUUCUUUGUGGGCAUAUCAGCUCUAGCAGCAAGCUCUUCAGCCUUGUGCAUCUUCAAAGCCUCAACCUUGCCAUGAAUGACUUUGAUGAAUCUGAGAUACCAUCUGAGAUUGGUCGUCUAAAGCAAUUAAGAAGCCUCAAUCUCUCUGAUUCUGGGUUUAGUGGCCAAAUACCGAAUGAAAUCUCGCAGUUGGUGCAAUUGUUUUCUUUAGAUCUGUCAAGGAAUCCACUAAAGCUUGAAAGUCCUAGUGGCCUCAAGAAACUACUGCAAAACUUAACAGGACUCAAAGAACUCGAUCUCUCCGGGGUUGACAUUAGUUCUUUUGUGCCUCAUUUCUUGUCCAACUUUUCUUCUUUGACGUCAAUAAGGUUAUCAGAUUGUUCACUUUGGAAUGAAUUCCCUGCCACUAUUCUUGGGCUACCAAAGUUGAAAAUUCUUGAUGUGGCAUCCAAUACCAACCUCACUGGAUCUUUACCUGAAUUUUAUAACAACAGUUUACUUGAACAUGUGAAUCUAUCUUUCACUGGUUUCUCAGGGCGCAUUCCAAGUUCACUCAAUAACAUGACGCAGCUCACUACAUUGGGUCUUGGUAGCAAUAAGUUCACAGGCUUUGUUCCUUCAUUGGUUGGUCUUUCCAGACUCCAUGUUUUGCAACUUGAUGGUAACAAAUUCGAGAAUGGUUGCUUCCCUAACUGGCUUGGCAAACUGACUAAACUUAGUGAACUAUAUCUAGCUAAUAUGAGCAUAAACUGUGAAAUCCCACACUUUCUUGCAAACCUAACCAAACUUGGUGUUGUUUCAAUCGAAAGAAAUUCACUUAUUGGGCAUAUACCAUCCUCGUUUUUCAACCUCACCCAACUAAGAAGGUUAAACCUUAAGUAUAAUCAAUUGCAGGGACCAAUUUCAAGGUCAUUUUCCAACUUCGAAAGUCUGCAAUAUCUUGGCCUACGUAUGAAUAAUUUCAGUGGUAGGGUAGAUUUCGGCAUAUUCGUAGGACUCAACAACCUCGAAACUCUCUACUUAAGUGAUAACAACAUAUCAUUAGUGGUCACCAACAACUACACCAAUACCACCUUACCAAAUUUAAAAGUCUUAGACCUACAAUCAUGCAACUUGAAGGAGUUUCCAGCCUUUUUGCGCUUUCAAAAUAAAAUGACAGCCUUAUUUUUCGGCUUCAACAAAAUUGAUGGCCUGGUACCAGUGUGGAUUUGGAACAACAGCCGAGAAACAUUACAACAGUUUGAUGUUUCAGAUAACUCCAUCACUGGCUUUCAUAAGAAUCCACAUUUUCUACCAUGGCGAUUUUUGGAAGGUUUUUUCAUCGGUAAUAAUCACAUAGGAGGACAACUACCAAUUCCACCACACACCACAACUGUUUAUUCAGCCCCAAACAAUUAUUUGACAGGAGAAAUACCAGAAUUGAUAUGUGAAGUGAAAUCUAUUCAACUGUUAGAUUUGUCUUCUAACAACAUGAGUGGAACUCUACCUCCAUGUUUGAGUAACUUAAGCAAUUCUCUGUUGGUUUUGGAUCUGAGACGAAAUAACUUUGAUGGUACAAUGAUGAAUGAUUUUACGCUAGGAAGCCCUUUGAGAAGUAUUGAUUUGAGUGAAAAUCGAUUUACGGGUCAGCUGCCAAGGUCAUUGACAAAUUGUACAAAUUUAGAGGUUCUCUCUCUUGGAGAUAACCUUUUUGAUGAUGUAUUUCCUUCUUGGUUGGGAACCCUUUCCAAUCUACAAGUUCUGGUUUUGCGGUCAAACAAAUUUUCUGGUCCACUUCAAGGUUCCGCAACUGUUUGGCCACAGUUCCCUAAGUUGCGGAUCAUAGACCUCUCUAACAAUGCUUUUAGUAGUCAUUUGCACCAUAAAUACUUCCAAACAUGGGAUUCCAUGAAAUCCGUUUAUGAUGGUGAAUCAUAUGUUAUGGAAACCAAUAUGUCCUUCAAAUCAUUCAGUAUAUACUCGGUAUACUCGAUGACAAUAGUACAUAAAGGUGUCAGAACCAGGUUUGAAAAGAUUUUAACCAUAUUCACGGCUAUUGAUCUCUCUUGUAACCAUUUUGAAGGAGAAAUCCCGCAAUCACUCCAAGAUCUUCAAGGGCUUCAAUCACUCAAUCUUUCCAACAAUCAUUUUACUGGACAAGUCAUGCAGUCCUUGGGAUAUCUAAAGAAUCUUGAAUCUAUAGACCUCUCCCAAAACAAGUUAUCUGGAGAAAUUCCUUCACAGUUGGUGCAACUCAACUUCCUUUCCAUUUUCAAUGUGUCAUUCAACCAUCUUGGUGGGCGCAUACCCACAGGGCAACAAUUUAAUACAUUUGAAAAUGAUUCCUACAAGGGGAAUCCUGGAUUAUGCGGAAAACCUUUAUCCAAAAAAUGUCAAGGCUCAAAAGCGUCAAGACGUCCACCAGCAAGCAAUGCCUCAGAGUCUCUCUUCCCAAGUGAAAGAAUUGAUUGGAUCAUCAUAUUUUGUGGAGUUGGAAGUGGGCUGGUUGUUGGGGUUGUUAUUGGAAAUCUUCUAUAUAAAAGGUGUAGUGAUGGGUUCACAAAGAGGAAGGACAUAUGGGUAAGGCCACUUUGUAACACAAGGAGACACUAA